Molecule: messenger RNA, 10062 nt
Organism: Parus major (Great Tit)
Lineage: Eukaryota; Metazoa; Chordata; Aves; Passeriformes; Paridae
Gene: SLC22A15
Product: solute carrier family 22 member 15
Exons: 12
Coding region: 196-1839 (547 amino acids)
Biological process (GO): transmembrane transport
Cellular component (GO): membrane
Molecular function (GO): transmembrane transporter activity
Source: RefSeq, a predicted model, not a curated record
CGCCCCGGAGCCUGCGCAUGAGCACCGCAUCGCGCCUCCCGCCCUUCCCUCUCCCUCCUCCUCCUCCCCCUCCGCUCCCUUCUCCUUCUGCUCCAGCUCCGCGAGGGCCCGGCCGCUGCUCCGCGCCUCGCCCCGCCCCGGGGAUGCGCUGCUCGGCGGCCGCUCGUAGGAACUGCGCGGCGGGCGGGGAGCGGGAUGGAGGUGGAGGAGGCGUUCCCGCUGGUGGGGCAGAUGGGCCCUUACCAGGUGUACCUGUGUGUCCUGCUGGCCGUGCUCCUCCAGCUUUAUGUGGCCACUGAAGCCAUCCUCAUCGCAUUGGUGGGUGCAACUCCUCCCUACCACUGGGAUCUCCAAGGGCUCUCAGCUAAUCAGAGCCAUGGCAACCAUUCAGAGAGCGAGCAGAGAGCUUUUGGGGAAUGGCUUCUGACUGCCAAUGGCAGUGAGGUGCGUAAGCACGUACACUUCGGCAACAGCUUCACAUCCAUAGUCUCUGAGUGGUUUUUAAUUGGCAAUGCAUCGUACAAAGUCAGUGCUGCCAGUUCUUUCUACUUCAGUGGUGUGUUUGUUGGAGCCAUCUCCUUUGGCCAGCUGUCUGAUCGCUUUGGGAGGAAGAAAGUCUAUCUCACAGGUUUUGCUCUUGACAUUGUGUUUGCCAUUGCAAACGGAUUCUCACCCUCGUAUGAAUUCUUUGCUGUUUCCAGAUUCUUGGUAGGGAUGAUGAAUGGUGGCAUGUCACUGGUAGCCUUUGUUCUACUGAAUGAGUGUGUGGGUACAGCCUACUGGGCAUUAGCAGGUUCUAUUGGUGGCUUGUUCUUUGCUGUUGGAAUUGCCCAAUAUGCUUUAUUAGGGUAUUUCAUUCGUUCAUGGAGGACUCUGGCUGUUGUGGUUAAUCUGGAAGGAACAGUCGUCUUUCUCCUCUCUCUAUUCAUUCCUGAGUCCCCACGCUGGCUCUAUUCCCAGGGCCGUCUGAACGAGGCAGAAGAUGCCCUCUACCUCAUUGCAAAGAGGAACCGCAAGCAGAAAUGCACUUUUUCAUUAAAACUCCCAGCAGAGAGGAGCUCCAGAGAGGCUGGCAGCUUUCUGGACCUGUUCCGAUACAGGAUUCUCCUGGGACGCACCUUGAUCAUGAUGUUCACCUGGUUUGUGUGCAGCUUGGUUUACUAUGGUCUCACCCUUAAUGUGGGUGACUUAGGUGGAAGCAUUUAUGCCAAUUUAGCCCUGUCAGGCUUGAUAGAAAUCCCAGCGUACCCAAUCUGUAUUUACUUGAUUAACCAGAAAUGGUUUGGUCGGAAGCGAACGUUGAGUGCAUUUCUGUUCCUGGGAGGAUUGGCUUGUCUUAUUGUCAUGUUUCUGCCUAAGAAGAGAGAUACUGGAGUGUUUGCAGUGGUGAAUAGUCGCUCUCUGUCUUUGCUGGGAAAACUGACAAUCAGUGCUGCUUUUAACAUUGUCUACAUCUACACAUCAGAACUUUAUCCCACAGUCAUCAGGAAUGUUGGAAUGGGUGCCUGCUCCAUGUUUUCCCGUGUUGGUGGAAUCAUUGCGCCUUUUGUCCCUUCAUUGAAAUCUGUGCAGUGGUCUCUGCCUUACAUUGUGUUUGGAGCAACUGGUCUGUUGUCUGGGCUCUUAAGCUUAUUGUUGCCAGAGACCCUAAACAGCCCUUUGCUAGAAACUAUUUCAGACCUGCAGGUGUGCUCCUACUGGAGGCUGGGUGAUGAAGCCAUGUCACUGCAAGCCCUAGAUGGCUCACAGUCUGGAGACAAAGACAGCUCUACAGGGAGUGGAAGUGAAGAUGAGGAGUUCUAUGAUGCUGAUGAAGAGACUCAUAUGAUCAAGCAAUGAAAAGAAGACAUGCUGGCCUAUUUUAUGCCUCUUCUUGCCCAGUCAGUCCAGCUGUAUGACAAGUACUGGGGACCUUGCUUGCCAGGCAGGGUUGGGCAAUUGGGCAAGUGCCUGUGUUUUUCUUUACUAGGAGAGGGAUUUGAGUACUGUUCAGUCUGAUGACAUCACUGAUGCUCUCCAUAUGAGGCAGCCAUUCCAAUUCUUGUGGUUCAGAAUGACAGUGCAUGGACUGCAUUUGAAGCCAGGUGAGACAGCAAGAGUGGGAUGAUUUAUUUCAAAAGCCCAGGAAAUAACCUAGACUUAGACAGAUCAUCAGUGCACAUGUGUUAGUAUUUUAUUUUCAAGGUGAUGGAUUUUGUUUCAGUACAAAUUGGUAAACUUGGAAACAACCACUCUAUUUUUCCAUAAGGGUGAAAGUGCUGUGUGCCACUGCAAUGGGAACAAAUUGCUGAAAUUGUUUGUUAAAAUGACUUUUGCAUAUUCAGUAGAGAGGCAGCUGUGAACAAAAGGUUUCUCUGUGUGCACACCUGUGCAGAGUUACAGGUGCAGCUGGUUAGUCAUGAGCUGGGCUUUAACUUAGUGAUAAUGGAAGGCUGGGAGGAAGGACUACACAAAAGAGCAGCCACAAAGCCUGCAAACAUAAGGAACGUUACUGACUUUUUUCCUUCUUUUCAUACACGAAGCUUUUUCUUGGGCUGUCUUGUGCAUAUCUUUGCCACAUGUUCCCCACAUCUCAGCAUGGCUGUUUAUAGCUUUGCCUACUUUUACCUUGUCCUCACUUUGCCAUAACUAUUGAAGCUCAGCAACUUCUCUGUGGAGUGAUUCUGUGAUGGAUAUUUCCUGGGUGUGACAAAGGUGAGGUAUUUAUUACAUACUGUGUGUGUGGUGUGUUAGAAUGUAUAGCUUACGUUUGCUGACCUAUCUGGGUCUUUAUUUCUGGAAAAGGCUUAACUCUGAAGUGGUAAGAGGAACUGUGGGGUGCUAUUAUAUUUUGGGUAUUAUUGUCAGCUGCUAGUGUUUAUUUUAAAAUCUUGUGUGUAGCUAAGGCUUUUGUUCAAAAAGAAAGAAAAUCUCUCUGGAUCUUUUUGGUUACUUGAUGUUUUUUAAACAGUGCUUGCUCAAGUACUUGGUUAUUUGACCUUGUUAUAGAAAACAACUUCCCUUUCCUGUUUUCACUGUACUUUCUUGUAAGUCCUUCAUUAGAGGGAUAUGGAAUCCUGUAGUAGGAAAGAUGAAUAUGUGAAAUGUUCCAGCUACAAAAAUGAGGCCUUACAAAGAUUCCGUUUUCUUGAUGACAUUGUUAUCUUCAUCCUCUAGCCUGUGUCUUUCUCUUUGUUCAGAUUGGUUUCCAUAAAACGUUAGUCUUCCUACUUUUGAAUUCCUAGCCGAGUGCCACACAAUGGCAGCAAAUAUAUUUUCAGGCUCAUGAGCGCUUUUUGCAUAUCUUAGAAUUAAAAAAGUUGAGUCCAAAAAUAUCAAAAAGCUGUCUGCUGAAUAUUUCCUGAUUAAACUGGGAUGUUCCUUUACUCUGCAAGGAAGUGCAAGUAAACAGCAUCUGAAGUUUGCAGCUAGCUGCUUGAACUUUGUUCACUGGGCACUGUAAUGCUGAGCAAAGUGCAACUGCCCUGGUUUGUGCAGAGGGCAGCCCAGAGCCUGCACUUUCACACAUGCAGCAUUCCACUUGGGUCUGAACUUGAUCCAGGUAUUGACUGUGAGCAAAGUUGGGAACUUUAGUCCCUAUGGACUAUCUAUAUCUAUCAAUAUUGUUGUGAUUUUUGCCUGUGUUGUGAGGGUCACUGGAAGAAUUCUCACUCAUGGUCUUCACUCCUUUUUUUCCACCAGACUAUUGAGUAGAUGUUCUACACGUGGCACUUUUUAACCCAACUGGGUGGUCUUUCUGCCUUAUUUGGCCCUUUUGUGUAUAAGAAAAUUUAACCAAAUAAGGUACUCAGAAAUAGUUAGAAAAGCUGAAUCAAUUCAAAUAUUUUUAAAUUUUUUACUCACACUUUAAUUUACAGACAGCUGGGAGAAUGACUUUUUAUUGCCGGUGGCAAACAUCAGUAAGCCUGGCAGUAUUAACAUGUUGCCAAGAGCCAACAGGCUCUUUUAGGUAUUUUUUGCCUCUGUCCUUCUUUGGGUGUUGGGUAGAAUAAGUCAUGAACUGUCAUUAUCUGCUCCUGGCAACCCUGUGUAAUGCCACAAGACCCUCAGUAGAAUUUUCAUUAACAGUAGGAUGCUGUAAUGGUUCAGGUGGAGAAGAUUACUCUUUGCAGGAGCUGAGCUAGAUUUUGUGAGUCUUCAACUAAAAAUUAAAUUUACCUCACCACUCAGGCACUUUUACAUCAUUGCUAUAUAUAUGUGAAAUUGUAAAAACAAGAGUGAAGACAAAAUUAGCAGGGUUUUUUUUUGUAUCGGAAUUGCUGCUCCUUUUUUAACCUUAAAUCUGUCUCAUGUUUUCACCUUUGGAAUUUUAAAGGGAAUAUUUAAAAAGGAAUUUUAAAUCUUCUAUUGUUACUUUCCCAUAAGUUAAUUCAGAAAGUUUAGAGGAGAGAAUCCCUGCAGGAGGAGCUCAGCAAUGUAGUAUCAGACUUUGCUUUCCAGCUUUGUGUUCUGAAAUUCAAAUCGAUUAGGUGCAUUAAGUUUCUUUCCUGAGGCUGUUCAUUUUUUAGUAUGAACUGGCCUUCUGGUACAGAAACCUCUAAGAUCACUUUUCUUCUUCCCCAUGCUAUGUAAUGCUUUACAAUAUUGAGAUAGUUGUAUCUCAGUGUCUGGGUAGUAAGUUUGCCAUGAGGAGUUCCUGGAAAGCAGAGGAUGGAUGAUGCAGCACUAGAUACAUCAGUUUACUGCAUGUUGUAGAGCUAUGAGUCUGAGACCAGGAUCCUUGCUAGAGUUUAGUGCAGUAUGAUAAUCUUCUGCCAUGUUUUUUGCUGGAGUAGCCAGUACUGUUAGCUGUUUUCAUGUUAUGCAGGCACUAAGGUACCACUUUUCCCAAGAUGGAAUUUCUUCUCUGGAUUCCUUUGGCUGUGAUAUUCUUAUAUUUUUUAUUUUCCAGGUAGCUCACUUAGUGGGAUUAUGCUAGAGAGGAGAGAGCCUUUCCCAUGGUGCUGAAUAGUCAGGUCUCAGCAGAAUCCCAAACACAUGGGGAGCUCACAAGAGAUAAGUGGAUACAGCUAAGAGUGAAGGAGAGUGACAGGUCAUGUGAGGCAGCAUGGAGGAGAAUGAGCUGGAAGAAGUAAAAAAAAAAAUAAAUGGAGGAUUCAAGUGAAACACUCUAGGGUGAGGGUAAGUGAAAACACAAAAUAGCAGCUGUCAGAUAGAAAUACCCUUCUUUCUCCUUGUCUUGACUUGAAGCUUCUGCUUUCAGAGCUAGUAUUGGUUCCAGGAUGUCAUAUUGGGGAUAUCAGUUUCAUAAUUUCCUUUUUAAUAUCUGUUGUGUUCAGCACUGCCUCUUCUGUGAUGAAACGUUACUUUGGAUCAAAAUAAAAUGUGGCCUGCCUCUUUUAUUUUGGACUCAGCUUCUUUAUGAAAUGGCAUUGCACCAAAAUAAUUAAAAUUGGAAAGCCCUGUUUUGGAGAUUGUUGUAUAACUGGUCAUUAUGGCUUAAUUUGCCAGUUUUCCUUUAGGACAGGAAUGUUGGAAUUAUUUGUUCUGUUUAUCAUACAACCACUUGUGAAAUUAUACUUCAGCCUUCUAAAAGGAUUUUACUACCUGGCUUCUUUUGGUAGGCUGAAGAUAAUACAAUACAAGAGUGAUUUGACAAGUUUAUUUUUUAAAAUUUCUCCUGAAAACAAAGCUAGUGCUCUCUAUUUAGGAAUUGGGAAGGUGCUGUUCAGAGACCCCCUGACAUACCAAAAACUUGAAGUUUUGCUCUGUGUUAUGAAUGCUCUGUGUUAAAAAUGAAUGAAAAAAAUAACACAAAGCUCUGUGUUAAAGGAGAGCCAGAGAUGACUCUGUUCAGGUCAGGAUGCUGAGUGAAGAGCCUCUCCAGAGACACCUAACUAACGUGGAGCAGGUUGUAGCUUGUUUCCACCGUAGUUACCGUCAAGGCUUUAAGGAUGGGAGCCACAUGCUCAUCAGCUCAAAGUGUGCAGUCUGUGCCAGCAUUUCCAAACUCUGUGGAUGUUCUGAUGUUAGUAGGAUAUCAUUUACAGAACCAUGGGGAAUACAGUUGAGCCAUGCAUUUUACAGUGUAUUUCACCGCAGCAUGUAAAAGCAGUUUGCAAGUGAAUGUUUUUCUUGUACUGAGGAAAAGGGGAAAGUGAAGAAUUUUUCUGGAGUGUGUUAAAGGGAACAUUUGAGCUCAAACUCUUGUUCCUGAAUUGGGUUAGUAGUAUUUUGUUUUAUUUAUCCCUUUUCCCACCCUGUGAGAGCUUACUGGUCAUGCUCUUUGACACAGCUGAAUCUGUGACUGUGAGCCUUGCAGUAAAGAUGUCAAAAAAGCCCAAGAGCAGUGCUGUCAUUUGAUGGUACAAGUUAGUCUGGCCUGACACAAUGCUUGUUUCAGAAAUGUCUAUAUUCAGCUUUUAAAAAACAGGAGACUUAGGGUAUAGCUGUAUUUUGAGUCUCAUUCAUUGUAUCUUACUGCAAGAUACGUGGUAGAAAGACACCUAGGUAAGAGCACCUCUCUGGCAGAUCUAAAUGUAGAAUUGGAGAGUGAACAAAUUUAUACCUGAUUUUUCCAUGCUAUGAAUGCUAAUUUUUAAUUUUAUUUUAAUUUAAUUUUAAUUUAAUAUUUAAUGUCUAUUGUAGCCUUCAGAUUUUCCAGGUGCUAAUGUUAUUUAAGGCUAGUGUAGAGCUGGGUAAAACUUCUACACAGAUAGUCUGAAUUUCCUGAACUUUCUCAUCUUAAUUUUGGUACUGCUCUCUGUUUCUGUCAUUCUGAAAAAUGCUCUUGUAUUGCCUAAUAGGGAACAGGGAAUUUUUUAUUUAAUUUGAAGUGCCUGUUUUAUAAAAGGAGUCUUUAAUUUCCUCAGUCAGUUUUAUAUGGGACUAUGUGUAAAGUAGCAUCACAGAAUUGGAUUAUAUAAGUGCCAAAGACAGUUUUUGCUGGAAAGCAAUAGUCCAAAACUAGUUCUAGCUGCCUUCAUUUAGAAUUUAUCCAUGCAGAACUGGUAUUUACAAGCAUCCCUGAAACUAUAGGGACAGAGGGUUACCUUUGUUUGCUUGUCUUUCAUUGCUCAGUUCACUUAAGUAGCUUUUGUUUCUGAGAAACCAAAGAAAUUAAAUGAAGGAUUACAGUGCUGGUUUUGUAGAACAUUGAGCAUUUAUGCCAUCUAGCCAUUAUGGAAAAAUCUGUAGAACCUGUUUCAUUCUGAGUUGCAAAUGUCAAAGUUUAGGAGUGAUAAAACCUGGUAAAAAACUGCACACUGGAAUUUUUUAGUUCAUUCAUCAAUCUUACAAAUUAGCAUUGGUGGUAAACAGUUUGCAUGGAGCUUCUUGGGGUCUUGCAGAUUUUUAUAAAAUGCACACUUUGAGAUUUUGCAAAAUAACAAUGUAUGGAAUUUAAAUCCCUAUUGCAACUAAUAUUCACUGCAAGUCAGCUUUGUCAUGGCUGCAUGUUUGUCAGCAAAAAAGCAGGUGGGUAAAACUUGGUGCUGCAAGGGCUGAUUAGGCCCAGAAGAAAGAUUACUUCUUUCAAGCCAUUCUCUGCUAUGUGUACCGAAUAAAGGGGGACCAUGGGGUGUAUACAGCAAGAUUGUAGGAUGGAGUAUGUUUAAAUACUUCUCUGUCCUCAUUCACUAAAGGUUUCUAGAGGAAAUCUGUCUUUAUCGUGCAUGUUACUGCUUCCCACCAACACAUCUGAGGUGCUCACAUAUAUACCUGGCAGGAGCCAGGCAAAAAGUAUGGUGGUAAGAAAAUCUUUGCCAGCAUUGAAAGUUGUAUUUACUUAAAAAUAUCCUGGGACAGAUGUCUGAUACAUCUGUUUUCAAACAAAAUGUUUUUAAAUUUUGGGAGCCUAGUUGGGAGACAGGCAUUUCUGAUGUUAGUCUGUAGGAAAAAUCAGUUUUGCAGAUACUGAUGAAAAUUGCAUUAGAGCAAACAGCUGCUAGGUGAUUUGUGAUGAGAGUUGUGUAUGCUUUGAUUUCAAAUAUGCCUCUAAAAUACUGGUUUCUAGUACUUUUACUCCUCAAAAUGCAACCCAAAUUUUAUUAUUUUCUUGUUAAAAUUUGCAUAAUGUGGAAAUAGGAAUUACAUUUUUCAUAUGGAUACUUUUAUUGUAUUACAUUUGCUUUCUGAAUCAAAUAGUAUUUUGAUUUUUUUAAACUACCUCUUUUAUGUUGAGCUCUUUUUUUUUGGUCACUUUUGUAUUUAAUUGAUUUGGGGAAACUACAAAAUAUUUCCUUUUUUAAUUUGUGUGGGAAUCCAUGACUUAAAGUCCUCAAGUCAUCCUUUUCUAAAGGUUUUAUCAAAGGCCUUUUAAAUUUAGUUAAAAGAUUAAGAACUUUCAAGAAACAUCAUAAUUACAGUUAGAACAUGGCUUUUCUGUAUAUAUUGUUUGCCUUGAAAAGGGACAGAAAGCUCUUAAUUUUAUACAAAUGUCAACUGAAGGUGUGACUUUUCAGGGGCAGUAAGUUUUGAGUCAGGGCUUUAAUCAGUUUCAUUUAUUGCCAGUUAGAGUUUUUUGUUACUGCUUUGGUAUUGGAAUUAAAAAUGAAACCACUUAAGGAAAAUACUGCUGCUUUUCUCCAGACACUGGUCUUCCUUCUCUUUCCUCAUGCCAUCUUUCGGUUCCCUGGCUACUUGUCAUGCUCAGUCCCUUCAGCAAGGCAACAGGCAGCACAGGAGACUGGGAUCAGUCUGUUGUGCUUCUGUUUAUUCACUGCUCUUUGUUUCUUGUUCUGCUGCUCUCUUGUGGGUUCCAUCACCAGCCACAGUCCCUUUUGGAGUUGUAGCUCCUUUUGAGUCGACUCUCAGCCUCUGCUCAGGAUGAUUUUCCUUUGGUGUUUCUCCUGCUCAGCUGUCUCUCAGUUUCUCUUGUGCUGGCGUGGGCUUUCCUUUUUCCUCAUCCUGUUGUAGCACUGUGAUCUCUUUUUCUUGGCAUUUCCAGCCCUGUCUUAGGUCAAGUAACUGAAACUCCUAAGGACAUAAACAGGCAUUUAUAGCCAAGCUCUGUGUCUCUCUGCAUUCACAUCCUUGCUGAUUUAAGAAGACAGAACUUAGACCUCCUCUUGACCAGAGGACCAGCCAAAGGGAUAAACUAUUUUUUUUUUGCUGCUCCACCUUUCAUCAUCAUGAAAACAAAUCUUUGUGUAGUCUCUGUAUCCUGUAGACUUCUGCAUUGUUUUCCCAUUCCUGUUUAAUUUGAACUAACAAUCAAAAGUCCUUGCCAGCUGAGAGCUGAGGAACAGGAAACUGGUAACAGGGGCAGGGGGAGCAGAGUCAGUUCAAAAAUGAAGUUGUAUAUAGUUGAUGUGUGUACUGUUCAAUAUUUAAUUUGGAUUAAUGGAGUACUGAGUGUUAUGAGCCUUCCCAUGUUAAAUUGAGGACUGAUAUAUUUCAGAAGUAUUUUCUCUUCUUUGACUGUAUUAGUGUGCUGUUGUUAACUCAGAUCUGUACUGCUGGAAAGUCUGUUUGUAGAAUACUUCAUCUGAGAAGUCACAACUGAAAACAGCAUAAGCUUUUCCACAGUAGACCUUUUAUGGUGAUAUAUUCAUAUGUUCUGUGAACAGCUGUUGGAUCCAUCUUUUUAAGAUGUUUUUUGCCAUAGGUGAGGGACCAUAACAAAUGUUAAAAUAUUCAGAAUAAUUGCACUUACCUAUUCUGUUUUCUUAAUGUAUUUCCUAUGCAUACUGCCUUACCUGUAUGUAUUGUACUUCACUGGAGGUACGAAAAGUAAAUAUCAGGUUCUUAAUUUACAAUAUGUUAAAGAGUUUUUAAAAAAUUCUGUAAUAUUAAAUAUUUUCCAGUUAUCUGUCUACUAAGAGGGGGUGAUGAUGGGUAAGCCCAAGUGAAUUUAGUCAAAAGUUAAUGUUAGUGGUCUUCACUUUCUCUUUUAAUCUGUGAAUUAUUUCAGUAAUUUUAAAUACAUCUUUUUUUUAAAGAAUUUUAUAGAGGCUAACCUAUGUUAGUAAGUCAACUUUUAGGUGAUUUGUAACAGCUCUGAUACUGCCUCUCUGACUCGUACAGUUCAUCCAAUGUCUUUGUAACUUAUUUUGUGCCUUUUCUUCCCUUGACACAAAAUGUCUCAAUAAAAACAAGUUCUUUUGCAACACCACAAACCUA